Lactuca saligna is the source of this 603-nucleotide messenger RNA. NCBI's taxonomy places the organism in Eukaryota, Viridiplantae, Streptophyta, Magnoliopsida, Asterales, Asteraceae. The record is from the annotation of a GenBank genome assembly.
AUGGAGCAAAGCACAAAAACACCAUCAGCUGAGGAGCUUUUAAGAAAGAUCCAGGAGCUGGAAAAACGUCAAUCUCAACUCAAACAAAAAAUCUCAAAACUCAUGCUUUCUGGUAACCUAAAAGAACCUGAGCCUUUAGCUAUGAAGCUAACAGAAGCUCAAUAUUUUAAUAUAAUGCAGUCACUGGGUCAGGCUCUACAUAUAUAUGAUAUUGACUUUCGGAUAAUCUUCUGGAGCCGGGGUGCAGAAAAUCUUUAUGGUUUUACACCUGAUGAAGUCUAUGGGAAGACACCAACCGAGCUUCUAGUGGAACCUAAGGACGCUUCGUUAUGUGAUGAUCUUCUAGAACGAUCACUAAAGGGAGAGACUUGGACCGGGGAGUUUCCUAUAAAGAAUAAGAAAGGGGAACGAUUUGUGGUUAUUGCUACUAAUACGCCAUUCCGUGAUGAAAUUAGAGGAAUAAUUGGGGGGUUAUGUAUAUCGAGUGAUUCACGUCCGUAUCAUGCAAGAAAGCCUGCCAAACCUGGCUUUGAUUCUCCACAACCUCUACAGAUUUCAAUUGCCUCAAAGAUAUCGAAUUUGGUUAGCAUUUCCUACAAUUAA